Pyrus x bretschneideri (Chinese white pear) is the source of this 1806-nucleotide messenger RNA. RefSeq names its product 7-deoxyloganetin glucosyltransferase-like. Gene Ontology annotation, molecular function: UDP-glycosyltransferase activity. Bases 189 to 1676 code for a protein of 495 amino acids. The transcript has 2 exons. The record is from RefSeq and is a predicted model, not a curated record. Lineage: Eukaryota; Viridiplantae; Streptophyta; Magnoliopsida; Rosales; Rosaceae.
GGGGAGGGGGGCCCUAGCUUUCCAUUUCAUGACAUUUUUAGUUUGUUCUUUUGAUUUAGCUUUGUCUUCACCCUGUGAAUUUUAUCGGCACUGCCAAAAUUAUUGACAUCCGGCCCUUACUUCUUCUUAAGUUUGCACCACUCAUUGUCUCAAGACAGACCAAAAAUUUAUAGAUCCAUACACGUUUGAUGUUAAAAUACCCUCAUACAGUAAGCAUACACUCUGAGAUCCACAAAUCUGAGAUGUGUUCUAACAAGCCUCAUGCUGUCUGUAUUCCAGUUCCGAUUCAAGGUCACAUAAAGGCAUUGCUUCAAUUAGCAAAACUCCUCCACCAUAAAGGUUUUCGUAUAACCUAUGUCAACACCGAGUUCAAUCACAGGCGGUUAGUUAAAUCUCUAGGACCCGAGUCCCUCGAUGGCUUGCCUGAUGAUUUUCGGUUUGAAACGAUCCCUGAUGGCCUACCGGAUUCGGACGAAGAUGCCACCCAAGACCUCAGUUUGCUUGCAGAUUCAGUCACAAACAACUUCUUGGCACCUUUUGUUGAUCUGAUAAAGAAACUCAACAGUAGUAGUAGUACUCCUCCAGUGACAUGCAUUUUUUCAGAUGGUUUCAUGCCAUUCACAACCCCUGCAGCUCAACAAUUUGGCAUCCCCGUCACACUCGUCUUUACUUUUUCAGCAAGCGGCACCAUGGGCUAUAUGCAGUAUCCUGCUUUGGUGGAAAGAGGACUAGCACCCCUCAAAGAUGAGAGGUGCCUCACGAAUGGCUUUUUAGACCAAGAGGUAGAUUGGAUACCAGGAAUGGAAAGUAUUCGUUUAAGGGAUCUUCCUAACAACUUUGUAACAACAAAUCCCAAUGAUGCAAUCUGGAAUUUCAUACUUGAAGGAAUGGGCAGACUAAAUGAAGCUUCAGCAAUUGUUAUACAUACCUUUGAUGCAUUGGAGCUAGAUGUUUUGGACGCUCUCUCAUCUAUGUCUCCACCUGUUUACACCGUUGGCCCUUUCCAGUUACUUCUCAAUCAGAUACCACAACACCCUUUGAAGUCCCUGGGAUAUAGCCUAUGGAAAGAAGAAACUGAGUGCCUUGAAUGGCUGAACGAUAAGGCACCAAACUCAGUUGUUUAUGUGAAUUUCGGCAGCAUAACGGUCAUGACCCCGGAACAACUUGUGGAAUUUGGUUGUGGGCUUGCAAAUAGCAAGGUUUCUUUCUUCUGGGUAAUUAGGCCUGACUUGGUAGUUGGUAAAUCAGCAAUUUUGCCACCCGAGUUUGUGGAUGAAACUAAGGGGAGAAGUCUAAUAGCGAGUUGGUGCCCUCAAGAGCUAGUCCUCAACCAUCCAUCAGUUGGAGGAUUUUUGACACACACUGGUUGGAAUUCUACGCUGGAAAGUGUGUCUGCAGGAGUGCCUAUGCUGUGUUGGCCGUUCUUUGCUGAUCAGCCGACGAACUGUCACUAUACUUGCAAAAGAUGGGGCAUUGGUAUGGAGAUCAAUAAUGUUGUCAAGAGAGAUGAUGUUGAGAAACUUGUUAGAGAGUUAAUGGAGGGAGAGAAGGGUACGCGAAUGAAGAAUAAGGCCAUGGAGUGGAAACAAUUGGCAGAGGAAGCCACUGGUCCACAGGGUUCUUCAUCUGCAAACUUCGAAAAAUUAGUGAAUCAAAUUCAGUUUAAAAAGAUCUAGAUGCUGUGCAUUGGAACUAAUGAGAGACAUGUAUUGCAUGCCUCACAGUUAUCGGUUCAAAAGAACUAGCAACAUGUUUGGCCUGCUACUACAUCUUCAGUUUUAUUCAGUUACUAUUUUUAAUUAAAUU